Messenger RNA from Aspergillus pseudotamarii, 261 nucleotides. RefSeq lists its product as uncharacterized. Bases 1 to 261 code for a protein of 86 amino acids. The record is from RefSeq and is a predicted model, not a curated record. Lineage: Eukaryota; Fungi; Ascomycota; Eurotiomycetes; Eurotiales; Aspergillaceae. The transcript is spliced from 2 exons.
AUGGUAAAGUUGAUGAUAGAGCAUGUUCCCAAAGAACAAUUGGAACCUGCUGCUGCCAUGGCGUUCAGGGGUAUUGCGAAACAGCUGUUGACGAAGGAUGGUAUUGAUGCAGGUUGUGAAGACAACAAUGGUAAAACCUUGCUGGGGAUUGCCGUGGGUCGAGAAGAUACUGAUAUGGUGAAGCUCCUCGUAGCUCCAGGGGAUGUGAAAGCUGUUCUCAAUCGGCAACUACAGUUAGACCAACCUAGCACUGUGUGCUAG